AUGCCUCAGUUCUUUCACGAAAGAGGGGAUACUCCAGCCCCCCCCGUUUCGGGAUCGCACCCGUUAACUCCGGACUUGACUGGGCCGAAAGUUCGGUUUGAUACAUGGUCGCUGCGCUUAUGCCACGGGAAAAUAGAAUCCGUAUCGUCCUUUCCAGAUGACAAAUUGGCCGAUCCAACCCCACGAAGCUGGUCACCGGAGACGCGCAUUCAGGAGUCUUCCACUAGACUGAUUGACACUGCAUUACUUACGGAGCCAACUUUGGACGGUGAUCUAAAUUCUAAUAGAAAGGGUGCUAUGACCGGAAUGCAUGGAACUAUCGUUAUCACAAAGAAGCCAGGUCCUGAGCUGACCUACCUGCAUGAAUGGGCUGGGGGCUGCUCCACAAUUGCCAGUAAACUCGAGGUGCGCGUGCCCCGCGCAUAUAACCAAUGUAGUACAGCGUCAGACCGCAAGAAACUCGGCACCUCUGCAUUUGCGGCUUUCCUUUGUUUUAAUUCCAGAGGAUAA
Messenger RNA from Aspergillus niger, 510 nucleotides. RefSeq lists its product as uncharacterized. The record is from RefSeq and is a predicted model, not a curated record. Lineage: Eukaryota; Fungi; Ascomycota; Eurotiomycetes; Eurotiales; Aspergillaceae. Bases 1 to 510 code for a protein of 169 amino acids. The transcript has 3 exons.